AUUCUUGUUGUUGCUGCUGUUGGUUCACAGUAAGUUAAGCUUCAGUCUUAAGAGAGAGAGAGAGAGAGAGAGAGAAAGAGUUGUUGUCUGAACGAUGUCACUUUCUGUCGGCAUUGUCUGCACUUCUUCUUCCCUUUCCCUUCAAGUUGUUCUAGAAACUCCAUCAGAGACUUGAUGUUUCAAACCUCUUCCUCUUCUUCUUCCAUUUUUCACACCAAAUCUUCUUGUUUUUUUUUGUUCAUUUUUUCUUGGUUUGAUUGAUUAUUGAAUCUGCGGUUUAAGGAUCUCUCACAUUGAAUGUUCUUGGGAGAAGAAUCACACAGUUAUUCGCCGGUGAAGUAGAGAGAUUUUAUUUAUUUUCCUGGAGAUCUGUCAAGGGUUAUCGCAUGGUAGCUUGGAGAAUUGGAGAAGAGACUAUCAAAUGUCAGCUAUUCCUGCAGCAGCAGCCAUUGGAGUUGCUGUUGGAGCUCUUGUCUUGAUUUCUCUUUUGGUUUUUCUCCUUUGGUUUUGCAUCUUUCGCCGCAAGAAUGCGUCAAGAACCUCUGAUGAGACAGGCUCCUCUGAUCCAUCAACUCAAGGAAGAAAUGUUGCGAUUGAGUUGUCAAUGAGAGAAGCUAGAAGGUUUGAAAUGGAGGAACUUGCUCAAGCCACCAAGAGUUUCACCAAUAAAAGCCUUAUUGGUAUUGGCAAAUUCGGAGAGGUUUACAAAGGUUUGCUUCAAGACGGUGUUCUUGUAGCUAUCAAGAAAAGGCCUGGCUUGCCUACACAAGAAUUUGUCAACGAGGUUCGUUAUCUAUCAUCUAUCAACCAUCGUAAUCUUGUUACUCUUUUGGGGUAUUGCCAAGAAAGCAACACGCAGUUUCUUGUCUACGAGUAUGUUCCUAAUGGAAGUGUUUCCAGUCACCUGUACGGUGAUCGUGGUAAAGUACCUGGAAACAGAUUAGAAUUCAGAAACAGGCUUGCCAUCUCAAUAGGAGCAGCUAAAGGCUUGGCACAUCUUCACUCGCUGAGUCCUAGACUGAUACACAAGGACUUCAAAACUGCUAAUGUUCUUGUGGACGAGAACUUCAUUGCUAAAGUUGCGGAUGCAGGAGUCCGCAAUUUCUUAGGAAGAGAGGAUGUUGGUACAUCUUCUAACGUUGUUGCAGACCAGAUCUUCCUCUCCCCUGAGGUUCAAGAGUUCAGAAGAUAUUCAGAGAAAAGUGAUGUGUAUGCUUUUGGGGUGUUCCUUUUGGAAUUAGUAAGUGGAAGAGAAGCAUCAGAACCAUCCCCUUCAAGCUCAACACAAACUCUUGUCGAAUGGAUGCAAAACAUAACGGAUUACACUGAGAUACCAGAAAUGAUCGAUGAGAGACUAGGUGGUACUUACACAGCAGAAGGAGCGGAGGAGGUUAUUACACUGACAUUAACAUGUCUUGAUGUUUCAAGUGAGAAGAGACCAACAAUGAGUUAUGUUGUGACAGAACUGGAGAGGAUAUUGGACAAAGAAGUGAGCUUAACAACAGUCAUGGGUGAAGGUACUCCAACUGUUACUCUUGGAAGUCAGCUUUUUAAAUGAGAUCAAAAAAGUUACAUAUAUAUAUACAUAUAUAUUCAAGAAGAGGAUGAAGAAGAAGAAUGAUCAGCUGUGUUUGUGUUAAGUGUAUAAAGAACAGCUGAGCUAUUAUUAUUAUUAUUCGUUUGUUUGUUUUUCCUCCCUUUUUUUUACUUCCUCUGGAGGUUAUUUUCAGCAAUUUUUUUUUUAAAAUGAGUGCAGAAAAUAUAACUUUGUAAAAACAUUAUUUAUUGAUGAUAUAAAGGAAGCAAAGAGUGUGGAAUGUUGUGUGA
Eruca vesicaria subsp. sativa (arugula) is the source of this 1827-nucleotide messenger RNA. NCBI's taxonomy places the organism in Eukaryota, Viridiplantae, Streptophyta, Magnoliopsida, Brassicales, Brassicaceae. The record is from the annotation of a GenBank genome assembly.